Messenger RNA from Lobosporangium transversale, 333 nucleotides. RefSeq lists its product as hypothetical. The record is from RefSeq and is a predicted model, not a curated record. Bases 1 to 333 code for a protein of 110 amino acids. NCBI's taxonomy places the organism in Eukaryota, Fungi, Mortierellomycota, Mortierellomycetes, Mortierellales, Mortierellaceae. The transcript is spliced from 2 exons.
AUGGCCGCCGUAAUAAAUCUCUUGUGCAUUGUUGAUGGGGAGUCAACGGCGUUUCCAGUGGAUAUCCUCCCGGGGAAGUCCAUCUGCAUUCUAAAGAGGAGAAUUAAGGAUGAGAAGCAUCCAGAGUUUGCGGACAUCUCAUCUAGAAGGCUUGUGCUCUGGCAUGUUUCCCUUCCUGAGGAUGGUAAUCAAGUCAAUCUUGACGAUAUACAUAUGAAGAGAGAAAUCUCCAAGGAAACAAGACACGUCUCAGAUAUAUUUGGCGCAAAAGCACCAGGAGGAGGCACUAUCCAUAUCAUUGUCAAGCGGCCCCAAGAUAAGGUUCUAUUGUAA